This is a messenger RNA of Ornithodoros turicata, 801 nucleotides long. RefSeq lists its product as uncharacterized. NCBI's taxonomy places the organism in Eukaryota, Metazoa, Arthropoda, Arachnida, Ixodida, Argasidae. The record is from RefSeq and is a predicted model, not a curated record. Gene Ontology annotation, molecular function: nucleic acid binding. The coding region runs from base 1 to 801 and encodes 266 amino acids. The transcript has a single exon.
AUGACUGCCUACCACCCUAUGGCCAAUGGUGUAGUCGAGAGGUUUCAUCGCCAGCUCAAGGCCGCCUUCCGAGCCUACCUGUUGGGUGAGCCGUGGACUGAGAUGCUCCCUCUCGUCCUACUGGGCAUACGCUCGGCGCUCAUGGAGGACCUCGCGUGUACGGUUUCCGAACUGGUUUACGGCACAACCCUGCGUCUCCCCGGCGAUUUCUUUCCACCGACCGAUCGACCUCCGCCAGAUUACACAACCUACGCUCUUCGCCUCAAGACGCUGAUGAACAGUCUUUCUCCUACUCCGUCCCGCGCUGCUGAACCUAAGUCUCCGUUCGUGCCUCCCGACCUCGAUACUGCCACACAUGUAUUCCUGCGGCACGACGCAGUGCGCAAGCCGUUACAGCCCCCCUACGACGGCCCCUUCAGAGUUUUGUCACGCUCCGACAGCCACUUCACGGUGCAGCUUCCCAAUCGGCAGGAGGUUGUCGCCAAAGCACGCCUGAAACCCGCUUAUCUGGAGUCCGGCACAACGCCUGCCCCUCCUGCACCUGCGUCGCUCAACACAAUGCCUCCAUCACGGCGGUCCCAGCCCCGUCGACGCCAUGUAGACUGGGCGCUUCCGCUUUCCCGGGAACGGGCUCAUUGUAGCGGUGACGACGACGACGGCGGUGCGCUCUGCCCUUCGCGCGCCGAUAUUCUGGGUGCCCUGUCUUGUCUGCAGCGGGUCGUUUCCCCGCAGCGCUCCAGAAUAAGGUACGAUGUCACUGCCACAAUACAUUUCAUAUACAGGGUGGUCCACCAACCAUGA